CUCAGAUGAGCUUUUUAAGUGCCUCGUUCCCGCGCAAUGGACUUUAAUAGUAGUACCUACGACCAGAAGUAUUUUAACUUCACAGCGACACAACUUUCAGCAGAGCGCGAACACAUUGUGCAGGACAUCAUUAAAAAGGGCAUAGGACAGAUCAUAGACAGGAUAAAGACCCCGGCAACAGCGGAUCUAUUGGAGGCCCAAAAGGAAACCGUGGAGCGUCGUUUUCAAUCAUCAGCCUCCAAGGGACUCAAGGCCAUCAGAGAGUUGGACAGGAAGGUGUUUCACGUGCCAUCGCAUGUUCUGCAUCCGGAGCAUAUGUUUUUUGAAAAUCAGUUUACCAGCGAGGAGGAGGAGCAGAAAUCAGCCAAACUGGAGGAGCUAAAGGCAAAAUACCGAGAGAACAUGGCAAUGCUGGCGCAUCUUAAAAUCGAGGCAGACAAAUACGCCGCCAUGGAGGAUCUCAUUAAAAAGGAGAUGGAGAUGCAAGCUCGUGUCCACAGAAACUGCUCCUCGCUUAAUGUGAGCAAGCUGAAACAAUAUUGUUCCCAAGCGACCGCUCAAGUAAAGAAGCCCAUCAGUGACUUACAAAACAAAAUUUAAAUAUUAGUCGUUUUGAUAAAACUUUUCAUUGCGGUAACAUUUUAAAUUUGUUUUUAAAUAGUUAACAACUAAUCCAACCCCCAUCUACUGAUUUAACUUAAACAAUAUAAAAUCUUUCUUAAAUUUGUAAUCAUAUGUUUCUAUGAUAAAUAAAAUGCUAUAUAUACA
Drosophila gunungcola (fruit fly) is the source of this 768-nucleotide messenger RNA. RefSeq lists its product as uncharacterized. The record is from RefSeq and is a predicted model, not a curated record. Bases 37 to 600 code for a protein of 187 amino acids. NCBI's taxonomy places the organism in Eukaryota, Metazoa, Arthropoda, Insecta, Diptera, Drosophilidae. The transcript has 4 exons.